Molecule: messenger RNA, 2184 nt
Organism: Spodoptera litura
Lineage: Eukaryota; Metazoa; Arthropoda; Insecta; Lepidoptera; Noctuidae
Source: RefSeq, a predicted model, not a curated record
CGUCCGUCCGCGUCAUUGAACAACAAGACUCGCUCGAUGGCAGGCGUCUUUCUGCCAAUAUGAAAAAAGGAGUUAAGAAACUCCAUCACAAAACACGCGAUAGUGGAAUUUAUACGUUAUCCUUAAUUAAUAAAUAACUUUAUUUUUAUAGUGUUAAUGCCUUGAAUAACAUAUUUUUAUUUAUUAGUGAAUUAUAGUUAAUUAUUGUAAAUGCGCUAAUCUCUCUAUAGUGCUCUGUGAUUGUUUUGUUUAAAAUAUUUACAGCUUCAACAAAACAAAUGCAAUGUCAGUGAUUGUGUAGUGAAAUUAAAAUAAAAUUAUAUGUUCGUGAUCGAUUCACCUAUUUGUGUCUCGAUUAGAGUGCCAUCGAAUUUGGAUAUAUGCACAUCACUAACUGUCAUCCAUAGGUGGAAAACCUACAAAAAUUGUGGACGACACUGUUUCAAAUAUGUGUUGUGAUUUGCAGAUGCUCUCGGUACAAGUGCCGGGGUGCGCGGGCAUGGAGCGGCUGGGCGCGCCGGGGGGACCGCGCCUACGGCACGAUCACAGACAUCACCAUUCCACAUUGGAAUGGGAGAAGCAGCAGAGGUUACAGGUGCAGGCGAUGGUGGGUCGGCUGCAAGAGAUGGUGGAGCAAGAUGUACGCGCGAGGUCCGCGGCCGCAGCCGAGCGGCUCGGUCUGCCGCCCAGCAUACAGCUGCCCGACGGCGAGUACGGGCAGGACGUGCAUCUACAGUUACGAGUCCCUUAUCAGCAAGCCGAGCUGACGAGAAGCAGCUUCCAGCCUCCACCGAACAAGUGCGUGAGCGACGUGCCGGAGUGGGCGGGCGGUGCGGAGGCGGGCGCGGCGCGGCGCGGCAAGAAGGACGGGCUGCUGCAGAAGGCGACGCGCUGGUGGGUGCGCAUGGGCGCGCGGCCGGCGGCGCCGUUCCUGCCGGCCGCGGCGCCGCCUGCGCCCGAGCCGCCCGCGCCGCCCGACGCGUGACCGCGCGCGCCGAGUCCACGCUUACAUUCCAUAUCCGGGCCGCUCGGGCCGCGCGCGCCCCGGACUCUUAUAGACUUGCUAUUUAUUUAUUCGGGAGUGCCGCGCCGCGCCCGUGUUCCUCGCGCCGUCUGAGAGUUUCGCGAAAACUAAGACUGAGAUAAAGUAAAAAGAUAUAACGUUAUAAAGUCUACGUUGAAGUAUGUUGUCUUAGGUGAAAUUGAUUCAAAAUAGAAACGAUUAAAGUUAUAUUAUAAUAUUUAAUGAAUCUUUCGGCGUGGCCCUCGAUAAUAUCGUGUAUUAGCCGAGGGUCCGUCGACGGUGAGCUGAUGUCUUGCAGUGUACAGUUUCAUGUUUAAGUGACCUAUUUUAAAGUUUAAUUUCUAUCCAGCAGCUAUAAAUCUGUGUUUAAACAACUUUUAUAUUUAUUUAUAAUUGUAUGUAAAGGAUGCAUAUCAGUACAGUAAACGCAAGGAAUAUUAAUUUACGUUGCAUAGUUACUAUUUUAUUGUAAAUAUUGUCUCUAAUUUAAUAUUAUUAGUUUAAUUAUGGCUGAAUGCCAGAACCCGGGGGUCUUUUCAAUUGAGUGUUUGCUACAUUCCAUAUUUAUGUUGAAAUAUUCUCGAUAAUACUUACUGUACUAGUUGCUUCUACCUGUUUACCUGUAGUCCUUGUAUGUCUGUAUCAAUAUCACGACUGUCUGUAGAGUGGGGCGCCGCGCGCCGUCUGUGUCGAUACCUAGUCAUGCUGACAAUAAUUGACAAUUAGUGACUGAUAUUUAAAUGCAGAUGAAUAGAAAUCUCAUUAGAAAAUAGACAAAAAGAAAAAUAUUAAACGAAUUAGUUAUAAAUUAGCUGUUUAUUAUUUAUAUUGUUCAGUCGGCGAGACGUGUGCUGCAUAUUGUUGUGGUUAGAGAUUCGUAGCUAAUGUUCGAUAAGUUUAUCGCUACUCUGCUAUUUAACUGCCGCCACCUAUAUGCAGUAUAAGUUUCGCCGGCCAUUAUUGAAGUGUCACGACAGUCAUUAACUUGUUUACUAUCCAUGAUAUCAUCAACAGAUACGAGUUGUAGUGUUUUAUCAUCACCAUUGUCUUACUCAUACUUACAAAGAAACACCGUUUGUUAGUCCAUUGAACAAUAAUGGGCGCUCGCCUAAUCAUCCAUAUUUUAAUUGAUAGUUUGCAGUGAACACUUGUAUUUUUCC